Messenger RNA from Camelus dromedarius (Arabian camel), 5851 nucleotides. RefSeq names its product TNF superfamily member 15 (gene TNFSF15). Gene Ontology annotation, molecular function: tumor necrosis factor receptor binding. The transcript is spliced from 4 exons. The record is from RefSeq and is a predicted model, not a curated record. Gene Ontology annotation, biological process: immune response. Gene Ontology annotation, cellular component: membrane. The coding region runs from base 222 to 1049 and encodes 275 amino acids. Lineage: Eukaryota; Metazoa; Chordata; Mammalia; Artiodactyla; Camelidae.
AGGAAAGAGCACAUGAGCACACUGUAUAUAAAUAUGCUUGGGAAAGCUUUCUUCUUCUUCUUCUUCUUCUCUUUUUUUUCCCCCCCCUUAAACCAAACUUGGUUUCUGUUGUAGGCGGUGCAUUCCCUAGUAGGGCGGGGAACAGCAUGCUGUGAAAAGGGGAGAUGGGGAGGAGCAGGCAGUGAUUAAUUCACCCACUGUGAGAGCUGGGCUUCUAUUUAAUGGGGGGGUCUCUCUGGCCAGGAGGAGUCACAGGCAACUCCAGGACCAGCAGGAGCAUGGCAGAGGAUCUGGGGCUGGGCUUUGGGGAAUCAGCCAGCGUGGAAAUGCUGCCUGAGGACAGCGGCUGCAGGCCCAAGGCCAGAGCUGGGUCAGCAUCCAGGAGCAGCAGUGCACGCUGGGCUCUCACCUGCUGCCUGGUAUCACUCCCCAUCCUGGCAGGACUCACCACCUACCUGCUCGUUGGCCAGCUCCGGGCCCAAGGAGAGGCUUGUGUGUUCCAGACUCCAAAAGGACAGGAGGUUGGACCUUCACAUCAGCGAGUCUAUGCACCUCCUAGAGCUGGUGGAGAUAAGCCAAGGGCACAUCUGACAGUUGUGAGACAAACUCCCACACAGCCCUUGAAAAAUCAAUUCCCAGCUCUGCACUGGGAACAUGAACUUGGCUUGGCCUUCACCAAGAACCGGAUGAACUAUACCAACAAGUUCCUGGUGAUCCCAGAGUCAGGAGACUACUUUGUUUACUCUCAGAUCACAUUCCGAGGGACCACAUCCGAGUGUGGUGAAAUCAGUCAACGGAGACGACUCAGCAAGCCAGACUCCAUCAUCGUGGUCAUCACCAAGGUAACAGACAGCUACCCCGAGCCAACCCAGCUCCUAAUGGGGACCAAGUCAGUGUGUGAAAUAGGCAGCAACUGGUUCCAACCCAUCUAUUUAGGGGCCAUGUUCUCCCUGCAUGAAGGGGACAAGCUGACAGUGAAUGUCAGUGACAUCUCUUUGGUGGAUUACACAAAAGAAGAUAAAACCUUCUUUGGAGCUUUCUUGCUAUAGGGGCAAGGCAGAUGUCAUUGUAUGAAGGUCCUCUGCCUCUUAGUUCCUAAUUUUCCUCAUUCAGAUGUAAUUAUAACCAGGAAGUUUUUUGGAGCAUCCACAGAGACAGUGGAUUAGCUAUGAAAUUUAGGGCCCCAACGUUCACACUUUAUGUGCCUUACUGAUGAGAAUACUAAUUGGAAAAAAAGGCAGAAGAAGGCAGACAUAAUCAUGGCUGCUUAAAAGAGUGGUGAGUGUCUAAACAUUAAAACACUGAUCACCAAAUGAAUGGAUGAUCCACUUGGGACCUUUCCAUGCCUUCCUAGUAUGCGUUUGUCACCAGAGGGCCCAGGUACUGUACAAUUGUAUUAUGAAGCAUUUGCUUCAGUUCAGGACCCUUAAACAAAAUCCCAAGCCCUAGAAAACUGUAAAUCCUUCAGAGGCGAAAUCCUUCAUCAGUUUCCCCGAACACAUAUUUCAGUGCUUUGCCUAGAAAAAUGAAAAGAGAGCUGAUGUUUCUUAUGAACAUUCUCAAGAAAAGAAAUUGGUUUUCACGCCAUCUAUGUCAAGUGAGAAGAACUACCUUUCUCUUUAUUAUGUACACAUGCAUCAAAACAAGCAGGUAUGAGUUCCACAUGCAAAUAAAAAAUUCAACACUAGCAUCAACUCAGCACGGUGUUCUUGAGAACCUUUUAUGUCUGCUACCUUAACUCAGAAGACACGAUGAAGAACAAGACAGACUCUGCACUCUACCCAAAUUUAUAUGAAUACCACUCGAUAACUCUGAUCAAACAGUACAUGCAGAUUGCUAAAUGGAUAUUUUUCUCUAAAAUAUUCAAAGAGAUUUAAAUAAGGAUUUGGCUAAUUGGCCCAGCCAAGGCAUCUUUGCUUGAGAUGAGGCUGGACAUUGAGAACCCUCCUGCGCUUCAAUGAGUUCACAUCCUCUAAUCUGUAUGAUUUUCCUGCACUAAUAUGUCAAGGGUGGGAGGGGCAUUACUGCUCUCUUAGCCUCUGUUGACUUGUCUGUAAAGCAGGAAUCUAUCAAUUUGUUUCCCAUGGGUAUGGAACAUGUUAACUUCGAGCAUUUCUGUAAAGUCUAAGAGCAUGUCGGUGUGACAUGGGGAGUGACUUCCAGCACCUUGGCUGCUAUUAUAAAUGCUCCCUAUUAUGAGAGACUUCACAGAUGGGUCUGAAGGCAAAUUUGGCAAUGAAAUCGCUCUUACUCUUGUUGCCAGGAGACUACAGGGGCAGAGAGGUGCAUGUUGUGGUUCCUGAACAUGGUGAUUGGUGUAGCAACACUUGAUCAAUGUUUGUUGAGUUAUAAUUAAAUAAAAACUAAUUUCUAAUUUCUCAGUUGGGAGGUUAAGGUCCUAAAGCCUUCAGCUUCUCAAACCAGUCGGCACAGGGCUCAGCGUGAGCACACACAAGGGUGUGGUCACCUCCACCUGGUUCAGAAGUGUCUUCACAAGGGAAGUGAAGCCUGAAUGAGUCCUGAAAGAAGGUGGGAGGGCAGCAGAUGGCCUCUGGGAAAGGGCAUCUUGGACAGAGGAAUUACCCUUUGCUUAAAGGAGAAAGGAAAGGUUUCUCAGUAAGUACAAAACCAGCUUGAUAAGAGAAUGUUUCCCCAGCCAUCUCUUAGAAUAAUAUUUGUUAGUAAAUCAGGAAUGUCUUAUCAAUGUUGCCAAUCUGGCUCCAUGAUUAGAGACAACACCCUCUUAAGAAAAUAAAACACUCUCUGUGCAAGUGCAUAAGAGCCCCAGGCAACCUGGGAUAUGGGAAAGGAUUUGUACAGAGGAGUCUGGAGUGGUCUGCUCACCUUCCCUUCCACGGAAAGGAACCCUUUACCAAGGGCUUCAAACCUUUCCUCUGUCCCAUAGGGAAUCUGGUGGAUUUGGAAGUUUAUCCAAGAAACAGGGGUUUCCUACUAUCCUAAAAUACUUGAGGCUUUGGAAAAACCCCUGCCACGUAUUUAUUUUGCUCCUGUUAUAAGCUUGUUUAUUGAAGAACAUAUUAUACUCAGGUUUUCAUUGCUGAAAGUGUUAAACUCUCUCUAAUAUUCUUUUUACUGCCCAGAUAGGACCUGCCAAACAUUCCUAGUAGGACCCAAGUCAGAACCUCUGUUUCUUAGGCAUUAUCUAUCUCCGUGGCAAAGUUUAGUGCAGUAGUUGUAAAAAUGAGGUGGGAGAAUGUUUUUUCAGAGCAUGUGAUGAUCCCUUAAAAGGAGUAGAUGGGGUGCAUUCAAAGAUUUGGAAGGAAAGAAGGAGCAUGCUUACAAUGCUAAUUUAGGGGGAAAAUAUUUUACUGGUUCAAUAUCCCUGAAAAGGCUGAAUUCAAAUCAAUUCCACAAACAUUUACUGAGUACCCACUCACCCUGGGAACACAAAGAUCAAUUAUUUUAGUCUCAGACGUGCUCAUUCCAACUGCUUAAGCACCUCCAUUAUCUGCAGAUUCUUUAAUUUAUUUUGGUUGUAUUAGCUAAUUAAUUAGCUGACUUUAGGCACAUGGGUAUUUUCUCAUUACGAAAAUGGGUGCUAUCUGAUGAAGGAUGAUCAUUAACAAAAUGACUUGUGUUUAAGUGAUUUUUUUAAGUAGCUACUCAAGGACAGUUCUCCAUAAAUAAAAAGGGACAAAAUAAAGAUACUGUUUUCUAUGGUAGAAUACAUUUUUAAGCCACAUAUAGAGAAAGGCUUAUUAUCUCUUGGACUCAAGUUUGGCCAUCAACACCCUUGAAAAUAUUAGAACUUUAUGGAUAACCCAGAUGCUCUGAAAAGCCUAUUUCUCAGCAAAUACAGGAACCAUGAUCAAAAUGCAUGGAAUCACUAGUAUUUUGAUCCUAGCAUGGUUUAGAUCUAUUUGGCAGAACAAAAUUCCUAAAUUUUUUUGACUAAGGUACAGUAGGAUGUGAAAAGGUACACUUUCACACCCUGAAAAGUGUCCAGUUCAGUUCAGUAGCAAGGCAGGCCAGAGCCCUUGGCUCCAUUUCAAUCUAAGCUACGUCACUCCAGAGGAAAUUCCACCUCUGUGCUUGUCAACAACCCUCUGCAUUAUAAAAGUUCAACUAGCUCACUGUUCACAAGGCACGCCUGUUGCCAAAAUUCUCUUGCAAGUGUUUUCCCAAGUCCUUUUCCAAUCAUGUUUUCAUGAUUGUGACACUGGGGAUUAAAUCUUCAGGACAGAUCUGUUUAUAGGCUGCACCUAACAAAACACAUAGAGAAGUCACUUUCCUCAAGAUUUCUUGCUCCCCUAAGGCCCAGAGUCCUGGAAGUGUUCAACCAUUUGUAGAAGAAAAUUUUUAAAGGAUGCACCACUAUCCUGGAUGUUAAGAGCUACUGCAUCAUAUUGGCAACUGGGCCUGGGAAGAAUUCAGUAGACUGUGAACCCCUCAAUCUUUUUGCUCCAACAGUGAUAGAGUGAGGGUCAGAGUAGUCACAUAUAUGACCUGCACCACUGUGAGAACCAUAUUUACAACUUCCCAAGCUCUGUGACUCAUUUGCACCACUCCCUCAUCCCUCCCAUCACCUUAUUUUAAGAAAAAAGUACCAUACCAGCCCAGACAGAAGUUACUUGUUCAGGACCACACAUUGAGUUAAUGGCAGAUCUAGAGCUAGGACACUAGCUUCCUGAAUCAGAGUCCUAGGCUCACUCAAUUACCAUCUGCUCUUAGCAAAUAGCAUUUAUUUUAAUAACUGGAGGAAAAAUGGGAGGAAGACAUGAGAAAUGUCAACUAUCUAUAGGGUGAUAUAGAAAGGGGGAGGAGAUUUCUUCUAUGUCUCCCUAGAGAAAGAGCUAGGGCUAAUGAGUUGCGGUUACAGAGUCACCAUUUCUGGCUCGAUGUCCCAAAGAACUUUCUAUCCAAAAAUAUAACUCCCCAGAUAGUGAUUUCUCAGGCCCUGGAGACAGUCAGACAAAGGGCUAAUCUCAAGGCUUUUGUAGAAGCCGUUCCUAGAUUGAUGUAAGAGGAAAGACUGAAUGAUUAUGUGGCCAUUUUUUAACUGACUUCCACGUGAUCUAUUUGAUCGUUAAGAACCUGGUAGGCCUCAUCAAGCGUUCAGGGCUUCUAGCCUAGAAGUGGCUGCUGUUUUCCACUUGUUAAGAGUGUCCAACACAAGUGACUCUGAGACCUUGACCAAGGGGGAUUGUCAUGGAAUUCUAGAGCUGAUGGGCCUACAGAGCUUGUCUAUUCCAAGUUACAUCAUUUUAAGGAUGAAGGAACCCCGGCUCAGAAAGCUGACAUAAAUGGCCCAAUCCCAGACAGCAGCUAGUAGCUGUGUGAGACAAGAAUUCACAUCUCCUGACACCCAGCCUGGAAAUCUUUCCAUUUCAUCCAUGACUCAGUGAUUUUUUGAGCACCUGUCAUAGGACUGCCCUUACCUGGUGCUGGAGAGCCAAGGCAAGAGAGAAUAUGAUGUAAGUCCCACUCUUACGUAACAUGCAUUCAGGAGGAAGGAGACACACAACGUUGAGUAAAUAAAGUAGCUGAGCUUAAUCAGAUGACUUAUUUGUAAAGUCAUUCAAAUAUGUAACUUUCCCCUCUUUUGUUUCAGGGGUGAACAGAUUAAAAAAAUGUAAGCUUUUAUGUGAUUUUAGUGAUAAGCCCCAUGUGCUUUUACUGAUUUUAUGUUUUAUGUUAAAACAUCACAAACUCAAGAUAAGCUGCAUAUUGUAUGUUGUUGGAUAUGUACUUAACUGAUAUGCAUCCCCUGUCUUCCAGCACUACUGUAUGAAUUCUAAUCACUGUGAAUGAAAUGUUGUAUGUGUUAAUGUAUUUAACAGAUGUAACUUAAUAAACUGGCAUUGAAAGCCACAGAAUUUUAAUAAAUAGA